This is a messenger RNA of Acanthopagrus latus (yellowfin seabream), 1341 nucleotides long. Its product is annotated as basic helix-loop-helix transcription factor scleraxis-like. The record is from RefSeq and is a predicted model, not a curated record. Gene Ontology annotation, biological process: regulation of transcription by RNA polymerase II; developmental process. NCBI's taxonomy places the organism in Eukaryota, Metazoa, Chordata, Actinopteri, Spariformes, Sparidae. The transcript is spliced from 3 exons. The coding region runs from base 1 to 651 and encodes 216 amino acids. Gene Ontology annotation, molecular function: protein dimerization activity; RNA polymerase II transcription regulatory region sequence-specific DNA binding; DNA-binding transcription factor activity, RNA polymerase II-specific.
AUGACAUUCGCCAUGCUGCGCACGGCGCCUCCCGCAGGCCGCUUCUUGUACGGCGACAUCGCCCUCCUCUCUGAAGACGACGAGGAGAACGGGAGCGAGGGCUCGGGCUCCGAGGAGCGCACCAGCAACUCAUCCAACUCUGCCGCCUUCCGCCUAUCCUCCUCUUCACCAUCUGCCUUUCACAUCAAGGUGAACAGGAAGAGGAAGCUGUGCUCGGGAAUAGGUGGGGUAGAUGUAGGGACCAUGUCAGGGAGGCUUGGCCCCCCAAUGUCUUCUCCCCAGCCAGAGGGCCGCCAAAGGAACGCAGCCAAUGCACGGGAGAGGGAUCGCACCAACUCUGUCAACACAGCGUUCACAGCGCUGCGCACACUCAUCCCCACCGAGCCUGCAGACAGGAAGCUGUCGAAGAUCGAGACGCUACGUUUGGCCAGCAGCUACAUCAGUCACCUGGGGAACGUCCUGCUCCUGGGCGAGGGGCUUCAUGACGGACAGCCGUGCCACGCUCCCUCACCACCGUUCUUCCACGUUAACUCCUCCCCCACCCGAGGAUCCGACCAAUCAGGCCAGCCGAAGCACAUCUGUACUUUCUGCCUCAGCAACCAGCGGAAAAUGAACAAAGACAGAGACAGGAAGACGGCCAUCAGAAGUUAACGACGAGGACACAAACCACGCGGAUAAAACGCUCGUCACUCUGACCGGGCUUUCAGUGAUUUCACAGUUACUGCAACUUGAAGACAUGUGAUGCAUUUCAAAGACUUUUGCAGGACUUCUUUAGCACUUCCAGGACUUUUCAACGAACUCUACCGAGCAGUUCUUCUUCUUUUUAAAACUUUUUAUAUCACUUUACAAGAACUUUUUUUUUUUUUUUUUUUUUUUUUAAUUUUUAGGGCAUCUUCAAACAUGUUUGAAACACUUCUGAAAAGCUGAGCAGUACUUUAAAGGGCUUUCACAUGAUUAUCAAGACCGUGAAGAACCUUUCAACACCACUUUUUACUGACUCAGUGACUCUCUGCCCAGAGUCUGGGGAACUUACGGCACAUGAUCGAACAACACACAGAACCCAUGAAAGACAACUUUGUACUCAUCAAAAGCUGUGUGUUAUUAAUGUGUAAACUGAAAUAUAAAUGUAUAUUUAUGUGACAUAACAUUAUAUAAUGAAACUAUGUUAUUUAACCAGCAUCAUGACAAGUUUAAGGUGCAAGACAUUGGCUAUUGACACAGUUUAUGGCAUCACAGGAAACAUGCUGGAACGUUUGUGGUACUGGUCAUUUCUAAUAAUCAUUUCUGAACAUGUCUAAAUGCUGGAAAAUAACUCAAGAUGACCAAUAAAUUGUUUGUAUA